This is a messenger RNA of Helianthus annuus (common sunflower), 1272 nucleotides long. RefSeq lists its product as uncharacterized. Lineage: Eukaryota; Viridiplantae; Streptophyta; Magnoliopsida; Asterales; Asteraceae. The record is from RefSeq and is a predicted model, not a curated record. Bases 1 to 1272 code for a protein of 423 amino acids. The transcript is spliced from 3 exons.
AUGAAUUUUCUCUCUGUUAACAUUAGAGGUUUAGGGGAAGGGGAUAAGAACAAAGCGGGGUGGAUAAAAAACUUGAAAAGUGAGAAUGGUAUUUACUUCAUCGCGUUGCAAGAAAUCCAAUUUAGUGACGUUUCAGAUAAUGGGUUAAGAGAAUAUGAAAUGAAAGGUAGGAAAUUCACUUAUCUCAAUGAGAUUGGUAACAAACAUAGCAAGAUUGAUAGAGUCUUGGUCAGUCAUGAAUUCUUUUCGGAAUGGCCCGUGGCUUGUCUUCGGGCGUUGCCUAGAUUUCUCUCGGACCAUUGCCCUCUUGUCUUGACUUGUUUGGAUAAGAACUUUGGUCCAAAACCGUUUAGAUGUCUCAACUCGUGGUUGGAGAGAAAAGAUUUCGAUGAGGUGAUUCAAAAAGCGUGUGAUAAUUUUGUUGGGGUCGGGGAGUCAGAUGUUCGUUUAAUGAAAAAAUUAAAGGAGAUCAGGGAGGCUAUUAAAGUUUGGAAAAAAGAGGUUCUAUCCAAAGAUGGGGAAAUGGAAAUGGCUCUUAAGGAAGAAUUAGACAUUUUGGAUGAGAUGUCGGAAGGGAGAGAAUUAUCAGAGGAGGAGGAAUGGACCAAAAUGGAAUGCCAAAAAGGUAUAAAGGAUCUCGAAGGUUAUAAAAUUAAAGAUCUUAAACAUAGAGCUAGAGCUAGAUGGGACUUGGAAGGCGAUGAAAACUCUACGUUCUUUCAUGGGUAUAUCAAAAGUAGAAGGGCUUUCAACAAUAUUCUGGGCCUUAUGAUUGACGGAGUGUGGACCACUAAACCUUCUUUGCUCAAAAAAGAAAUAAUGGGAUUCUUCAAAAAAGCUUUCGAGGAAAAAAUCAAAGAUAGACCAAAACUCACAUGUCAUAAUGUUAGGCGUCUUUCGGAGGUUGACGCGGCAUCCCUGACGACUCCUUUUAGCAAAGAAGAAAUAAAAAAUGCGGUGUUUGAAUGUGGGUCUGACAAAGCUCUAGCGCCGGACGGUUUCAACUUAAAAUUCGUCAAAAGCAAAGGGACUACUGCGGUGGGAUGUAGCUCUUCUUUCAUAACCCUUAUCCUUAAAAAUAAAGAUCCGGUGGGGCUGAGACAGUACAGAACGAUCAACCUGAAUGGUGUGAUUAGCAAAACUAUCUCCAAAAUUCUAGCGAAUCGCCUCAAAAGGGUCAUAGGGACCAUCAUUUCGAAGAACCAAACGGCGUUUCUUAGAGGGAGGUACAUUUUGGACAGUCCGUUAAUUCUUAACAAAAUAAUUGCAUAG